CCUCAGUCUGCAGGCAGCUGGGAGACACAGACCAGACCAGCCCCCAGAGACUGAACAAGGUGCUGCCCCACCACCACCAUGCCGGAACUUGAGAGAAAAUCCAAGAUCACUGCCUCCCGCAAACUCCUGCUGAAGAGCCUGAUGCUGGCCAAGGCCAAGGAGUGCUGGGAGCAGGAGAAUGUGGAGCGCGAGGCCGAGAAGACGCGCUACCUGGCUGAGCGCAUCCCCUCGCUGCAGACUCGGGGCCUGUCCCUCAGCGCCCUGCAGGACCUGUGCAGGGACCUGCAUGCCCAGGUGGAGGUGGUGGACGAGGAAAGAUACGACAUCGAGGCCAAGUGCCUCCACAACACCAGGGAGAUUAAGGAUCUGAAGUUGAAGGUCAUGGACCUCCGUGGGAAAUUCAAGCGCCCUCCCCUGCGCCGGGUCCGGGUGUCGGCUGAUGCCAUGCUUCGGGCCCUGCUGGGCUCCAAGCACAAGGUGUCCAUGGACCUCCGGGCCAACCUGAAGUCCGUGAAGAAGGAAGACACGGAAAAGGAGCGGCCCGUGGAGGUGGGUGACUGGAGGAAGAAUGUGGAGGCCAUGUCUGGGAUGGAAGGCCGGAAGAAGAUGUUUGAUGCCGCCAAGUCUCCGACCACUCAGUAGAGGCCAGCUUGCCACGCUGUGCUCUGGACUCCCGCCUCACGCCUCCCCCUCCAGCCAGCUGACCCACCUCUCUGCGUCUGCCUGCAUUUCCAGAGUGCCUCCCUUUGCUCUCACCUUUCCCCUUUAGCCCGAGUGUCCUCCUCUCGGGACACACGGGAGGAGAAACACCAAUAUCUGAAGACCUCACCCUAGCAGGUGGGCACCUGGUUCCCCAGCCAGCCACCCUCUGCUCCGUGCUGCGUCCCUCCACUGCGGCUGGGACAUGUACAGUGUACCAGGCGUCACAGCCCCUCCAUUAAAAAACCCAGUCCACGGUCA
Messenger RNA from Manis javanica (Malayan pangolin), 960 nucleotides. It is a transcript of the gene TNNI1, whose product is annotated as troponin I1, slow skeletal type. The record is from RefSeq and is a predicted model, not a curated record. Lineage: Eukaryota; Metazoa; Chordata; Mammalia; Pholidota; Manidae. Gene Ontology annotation, cellular component: troponin complex. Gene Ontology annotation, biological process: skeletal muscle contraction; cardiac muscle contraction.